GUGUAAUACUUCUAAGAAAGCUUUAGUAUGACCAUUACACAGCAAACGUAAAGUGAUUCUUAAAAUUUAUUUUUUUUUGUCAGUUGAAUCUUGAAAUUCUAUUGAAGUAGAUGUGUAGUAUGCUGGACCAGCAAUAUACCUUAAAUUUAGUGAAGAACAACAGUGAAUAAUACAUUUUGGUGGAACGUUUAAAGUGACCAUCGUUCGAAAUGUUUUUGGUAUCUGUGAUUUAUAUUUUGAUAACGGUUGGAACAACAUAUGCCGGUGAUGAAACCGAAGUGACUGUCAAGCAUUUGGAUCCUGAGGAAGGAACGGCCGGAUACGAUUUAUUCUAUUACGAUGGAGAAUCGUUACGCGAUGAGAAAUGGCGAUUUGAUCCGAAGUCCGGAUCAACCGUUGUGAGUCGACGGAACGGUUUCCGCGACAAGGAUAACUUUCAUCUCGUAGACGCUACUUUGGAUGCACUCGGAAGCUUCACAAAGUCUUAUAAGAUGAAAAACGAACCAAGUUUUUUAAAAGAGCGAGUAAGAGAACCACAAAUGCACAAAAAUGGUGAUAAUAUUGGCAACGAAGAUGUCAACAUGUCGAAUGCAUUUUCUGGUGUUAGUUUCAAUACACAGUACAGCACACAAAACGGAUUCCCUCAUGUAUCGAAUGUUGUCGGAAUUCAACAAAUUAAUGCACCCAAUCAAUACAAUGGUCUGAACUUCCAGCAAGCAUUUUCUACAUCCGGAUUUGGCGUUCAGCAACACGGUUCAUUGUUUAAUCAUCAGACACAAUUCCCCCCAUCGAAUCCGACAGUGACAUUCCCAAACAAUCAAAAUUUUCAGCUGUCCAGUUUCAUAACACAAUUUUUAAAUCAACACAACAACCAUAAUCAACAUCUACCAUUCGGUUCGUUUCCAUCAUCGUUUGGAACAUUCGGUUCCGGAAUGGGUCACGAGCACGCUACGGAAAAGCCUGUCGCUACAAGUACCAUACAAAACACGCCACAAAGUACAACUGAACCAAUUGUAAAUGAGCAAACAACUGCAACAACUGCAAGAACGACAACUACGACGACAACAACAUCAGAUCCAACAUUAAACUUUGACGUGCGACUCGAAAAGGAUGAACAAGAAUCAGCAAAUGAAACUGAUACAGGAAAUGUACAAACGACAUCACGGCGUACUAUUGAAGGACUACCAUCGUCAGACGAAGAUUAUUCCGAGGAUGGAGGAGUUUUAGAUGAUAAGAUCGGUCCAAAGGUAUUGUUAUCAGCGGUGGGGUAGAUGGAUUAAGAUAGAAGAAAAAUCAAAUUCAUUAAAUUGAUAGAUCACUGA
Molecule: messenger RNA, 1322 nt
Organism: Bradysia coprophila
Lineage: Eukaryota; Metazoa; Arthropoda; Insecta; Diptera; Sciaridae
Source: RefSeq, a predicted model, not a curated record